This is a messenger RNA of Quercus robur (English oak), 339 nucleotides long. RefSeq lists its product as uncharacterized. Gene Ontology annotation, molecular function: electron transfer activity. Gene Ontology annotation, cellular component: plasma membrane. Bases 1 to 339 code for a protein of 112 amino acids. The record is from RefSeq and is a predicted model, not a curated record. The transcript has 2 exons. Lineage: Eukaryota; Viridiplantae; Streptophyta; Magnoliopsida; Fagales; Fagaceae.
AUGCAUUAUGGGGAAGUUUUUGGAUUCAACAAGGCACUGUAUACUGUAUUUGAGGUGAAUGAGACCAGCUAUGAGAAGUGCAUUGUGGAGGACUUCAUAAAGAACAUAACAAAGGGUGGACGUGAUGUAUUUGAGCUAACUGAGGCAAAGAAAUAUUACUUCAUUUGCAAAGACUACUGCUUUGGGGGAAUGAAAGUUGCCAUCAAUGUCCAAGAUAUCCCAGCUCCAGCACCUGCCCCAGAUAAAAAUGCUUCUCCAUCAAAUCACAGCAUUCAAGUUACCCCAGUUAUGGUGCUUGCCAUUGCUAUGAUUUGGGCUUUCCUCUUCAAGUAUUAUUAG